AUGAGCAGAGGUAGAGGAGAAGACUUCAAAGAACACCAGCGAUUCUCUUUUCCACCCUAUCAGGGCAGAUCUAGUCAAGAUAUUCGGCCCCAAAUAUUUCCAGCUUACCCCAGAAACCCAAGCUUGGGGCACUUCCAGUAUCCUCCUGGAGCCUAUUCCAGCAGUUCUUUCCAAUCUUACAAUCGAAACGAAGCACAACAUAACAUCGGGUAUAAAGACGAAGUUACAGACCUUCACCAGCAGCAGGCUUCGCUCCUUAAGGGGCAGAGUACUGAGCCACCCAGGUAUACGAGGCAACAAUCAGGGCAGCCCCAAACCCCUGUCGGACGUCCCCAGCGACAGGCAGGAGCAGGAUAUUAUAAUUUCCAAAGUACCAGCAACUACAAGAAAAGAGGAGGCUAUAGUCAAAAUAGGCCGAACUGGGAGAAGGGCUCCUUUGAUAGAUUUACACCUGGAGCUACAAGUCAGUCUGGUUCAAGGGGCCUGCAUAAUCAGUAUCAGAAUUACAGGGCCAGCCAGAGAACGUGUGACAUCUCCUCUAUUUCUUCAAACUUUUAUGGUCUGUCACUAGAAGAAGAUCGUUUAGUAAGGGCAAAGAACUUUAGCACUGUCCUGUCCUUUAGUAUAUCUGCAAAUAGAGUUUCAACCUCAGGUAGCUCUUACCUAAAGCUGACCCCUGAAAUCCAGAAGCAGGUUCUCGGUUCUUUGACCUCCUUAAAACGAGGUGAAACCCUCUCGGCCAAGUUUUUAGGCAGAAAGCUCCGCUUGCCGAAGAAGAUAGUCAACCAAGCGCUGUAUUCGUUGUCGAAGUUAAAUCAAGCAGUAAAGUUAGAAGGGUAUCCUCCUCUUUGGAGACUCUGUAAGGAAGGUGAGUCCUCCCAAGGAAGUUGCAAACUACAGCUUAGAACUGCAACUGAUGCGGAGGUUCCUCAGGGUACAUUUAUACAGCAAGACCAGGAAAUUAGUCAGGCAGUAAAAUCUGACAGCAACUCUUUGAGUACGACCUCAAUAGAAGCCAGUAGUGAUUCCAGUGAGGAAUUUGAAGAGGACUCUGAAAAAGAAGUUCUAGAUUCUGACCCAAACACAUUUCCAACUACUGCACUGGAACAAGAUUCUGCCACAAUGAUGGAUGCUAAAGAUAACAAGGAGCAGAUCCUGCACUUCCUCUAUGAGUCUGGCAAAGCCAGUCCAUUGAAGAUCGCCAAAAACUUGGGUUUUCGAAGUGCCAACCACAUUGUUUCCAAACUGAACGAAAUGGAAAAGCACGGCGAUCUCAGUUGCAGCAAAGAGAGGUCAACACAUAUGUGGGAGCUAUCUGCACACCAACGGGUCAAGAUGGACCGGCAGCGGAAAGCAUCUGUCGCUGUUCCUGAAAAACAGGAAGAGAUGGACCUUAAUGAAGAUUCAUUCACCCAAAAUACAGUCUGUAUACCAGGCUUGUCACAGGAUUCAAGUGAGCUGUCUGAAUUAGUGAACUGGGAAAACCAGCCCGAGAAUAAGACUCCUCAGAACAAAGAGGGUCCUUUAGGGAAUGGAUCACAUUCUGACUUGGCAGCUUUCAAAAAAGUUGCCAAAGACAAAACGGAAAGAAACGGAGGGAUGUCGGAGUGGGCUUCAGACGACAUCCCUGAGUUCCUGAACUCGAUCAAAUCAGAGGUCGCUGUGUCGCUGGCAGCGCCACCAUCUUCAAGCGUGAGUUUGGAAGAUAGCAAGCUGCAGAAGCUAAAGGAGGCGAGCAGCAAGAACCCUGUCAGUGGCCUGAUGGAGUAUGCCCAAUACCUGGGCUAUAACUGUGAAUUUCUUCUGCUUGAACAGUCCGGACCCUCACAUGACCCCCGGUUCCGGAUGCAGGUAAUGCUGGAUGGACGCAGGUUCCCACCAGCCGAAGCCUCAAACAAGAAAUUGGCUAAAAAGGAUGCAGCUGCGAAGACCCUGUAUAUUCUCACCAGAGAGCUUGAGGGAACUGGUGAUGAGAAGGAUGAAGAUCAACCUGCCGUUGUGAUGGCUGAGACAAAUGAUACUGCAGAUGAUUCUUUUGAGGAUGAAGAGGGACCACCAAAGGCGCUGGCUCGCUCCCUUCCAGGAGGCAAGAACCCUGUUUCUCUUCUAAUGGAGCAUUGUCAACGUACCGGCAACCAACAUGAAUUCAUCAGCACAGGGCAGGAGGGUCCGCCGCAUGACCCACGGUUCAGAUUCCAAGUGAAGAUCGGGGACAGUCUUUUCGCAGAGGCUUUCGCGCCUAGCAAGAAGGCCGCCCGGCAGCUGGCGGCAGAAGAAGCUGUAAAGACUCUCAUGGCAGAGGGGAAACUACAGCUCAACAAGCCACAGCAUACAUUUAGCUCACCAGGUGAUGGCGAGUCGCCGGCAGCUAUGCCACAGUGUCCAUCGCUGCCCCCGCUGACGGCGGCCGAGCUGCAGGCAGCACACGAGGCAGGAGUUGGCGAUCUCAUCAACCACCUGAACAACAACCCUGUGUCAGGCCUGCUCGAAUACGCACGCUCACGAGGUUUCGCUGCAGAGAUCCGUAUGGUUAACCAGUCCGGACCACCCCAUGAUCCACGGUUCACGUAUCAAGCUAAGCUGGGCGGUCGCUGGUUUCCUCCCGUGUGUGCCAGUAAUAAAAAGCAGGGCAAACAGGAGGCGGCAGAUGCAGCGCUCCGAGUGUUGAUAGGUGAAGCGGAGAAAGCUGCACGCACCGGAGAGCUCACGUCAGAGUUGCCGGUAACCGGAAGCACAAUGCAUGAUCAGAUCGCCAUGCUGAGUCACCAGCGCUUCAACGCACUCACUGCUCGCAUUCAGCACUGCCUUCUGGGAAGGAAAAUCCUUGCCACCAUUAUUAUGAAGAGAAGUGCUGACAGCCUAGGCACAGUCAUCAGCCUGGGUACAGGAAAUCGCUGUGUUAAAGGAGAAGAGCUGAGCCUUAAAGGCGAUACGGUCAACGACUGCCAUGCUGAAAUCAUUUCCAGAAGAGGCUUCAUCCGCUUUUUGUACAGCGAGUUAAUGAAGCUUUGGGAUAGUCCCAACGAGGACAACAUAUUUGAGGUCGCUCAGGAUCGUAUGCUCAAGAUCAAAGAUGGGAUCACGUUCCAUCUGUACAUCAGCACCGCUCCAUGUGGGGAUGGGGCACUUUUCGAUAAAUCCUGCAGCGAAGCAGCAGACAUCACCGGCACAGCUCACAUGCCCCUGUUUGAGAAUGUUAAACAAGGCAAACUUAGGACCAAAGUGGAGAACGGUGAGGGUACCAUUCCAGUAGAGUCCAGUGCUAUUGUGCCCACGUGGGAUGGCAUCCAGCAUGGCGAGCGCCUCAGGACCAUGAGCUGCAGUGACAAGAUCAUGCGCUGGAACAUUUUGGGACUGCAGGGGGCGCUGCUCAGCCAUUUCAUUCACCCUGUCUACUUGAGCUCCAUCACCUUAGGGUACCUGUACAGUCACGGCCAUCUGACCCGAGCUGUGUGCUGUCGGUUGGCUAGAGACAGUGCGGAGUUCAGCAAAAGCCUGCCUCCUAACUUUACACUGAACCAUCCUGAGGUGGGCAGAGUGAGUGUGUACGACUCGGCACGUCACACAGGAAAGACCAAGGAGUCCAGCGUGAACUGGUGCCUUCCAGACCAGUUAAAUGUGGAGGUGCUGGACGGCACUAAGGGCACAGUGGACAGCAGUCUAAGACUGGACGUGUCUCGCGUCGCCAAGUCCAACAUGUUCCGUCUCUUCCGGGAUGUGUGCAGACGGGCCGGUCGGCCUGACCUGCUGACGCUGCCCUCCUACUCCCAUGCCAAGAUGGCAGCCCGCCCCUUCCAGCUGGCCAAGGAGCAGUUCUUCAAGGCACUGGAACAGCAGGGCUAUGGAGCCUGGAUCAGCAAACCACAAGAGGAGAAGAGCUUCGAGUCUGAUGAGGCAUCUGGAGCUGAAAACUUCUUUUCAGCCGCAUAGGAAAAAACAAGGGUAGGCGGGAGGGAAGCACAGCCAGCAGCAAGAGGGGUUUUUUUUUUCUGUAGGGAGCGGAUGGAAAAGAUGACUGAUGAGACAGGACAGAAGAGGGAGACAGUGGGACAGAGGGAAUUAGAGAAGGCCCAAGGGUUGGUGUGUUCACCCUCAGCCUGUCAUUGCUAAAGAGAAGAAUCUAAGUUGUCCCUAGCAAAAAAUAUUCAGGCGUUAAAUUCUUUACAAUUAAUAUAGACAAUAAAUUUAUAAUCAAU
Molecule: messenger RNA, 4196 nt
Organism: Trichomycterus rosablanca
Lineage: Eukaryota; Metazoa; Chordata; Actinopteri; Siluriformes; Trichomycteridae
Gene: adar
Product: adenosine deaminase RNA specific
Exons: 14
Coding region: 1-3930 (1309 amino acids)
Biological process (GO): RNA processing; adenosine to inosine editing
Cellular component (GO): nucleolus; cytoplasm
Molecular function (GO): double-stranded RNA binding; tRNA-specific adenosine deaminase activity; double-stranded RNA adenosine deaminase activity
Source: RefSeq, a predicted model, not a curated record